Messenger RNA from Saccoglossus kowalevskii, 909 nucleotides. RefSeq lists its product as uncharacterized. The record is from RefSeq and is a predicted model, not a curated record. Lineage: Eukaryota; Metazoa; Hemichordata; Enteropneusta; Harrimaniidae.
GUUUCGCUUUCACUGGAAGCUAGUUUCACUGCAUAUAGUUUUCGUAUUUUGCUGCCCAAGUAUCGUUUAUGCUGCCAACGAGGCUUCAUACAGAGAGAAAUAUAACGGCAGUCAAAGGCAUUAACUGAAACAGCUAAAGCAAAUAGUAUGGGAACAAGUAUGAGCAGCACUCAGGAUAACAAACAAAGCCACCUACUCAGAGCUACAGAAAGAGAGUCAUUGAAUUGUCAACUGAUUCAGCUGUUCUCGUUAUUCAAAUUUGGAUUGCCUCCACGUUAUAUUUGUACUGCAUACAGUAGAAUGUUCAAGACUGGUUUAAACCUGAAGAGGUAUGGCUUGGGCAACCAAGAGACAUUCGCAAAUAACCUAGAUGACACCAUCUUUGAAAAAACUAGAUAUCGUAAAACCAGUAAAGUAAUUUGGGUGAAAUUGAAGGACACUUAUCGUUUGAGUAGAAUUCCUGGUGAAAAUGAUAAAGAUAUUGAAAACCUCAGAGAAGAACUGAUUAUACUAUUUCGGCGUCAUCCAAAAGGUAUUACAUGGAACAAAAUUGACAAGUUAUACACUAAGGUUUUUCAGAAUCAAGAAAACGUGCUUGAGCUGCAAAGGAAUGCCACAACUGGUGUGAUUACGCAGGAACAGCUCCUAUUUUGCAGACAGAGUAAUAAUGAAUUCGAUGUAUCCGGAGAGUUUGCCGUAACACGUUGUUGGACUAACAUUCAGAAAGGGUAUGCUAUGCAGCAUAAAAGACAGACCAUUAAAGAUCAAUCUAGAACAACAGGACAAAGCUCGAAUACAGGCAAAGCCACUAAAUCGAGAACAAAUUGUGCUGAAAAACCACCUGACAAAUAUAAUGGAAUAACAUCAAAAAGAAAGAACAAAGAAGAAAAGAUGUCAAGAAAUAGGCAG